CUUCACAUUAAGUAAAGCAUAAAAGAAAAGUGUCUGAAUAAAGCUGCUUGGCCAAGAGGUUAAGCACAACACAAAUUUAAAGACCAUAAGACAAUCAUCCUAUCAUCUCCAUACUUCAUCUUUACCCCUUUUUCUUCCACCGGAGACAGCUCUCUCUGUAAUUCACAUGGCCGCCGGCCAUCUGAGGAAGCUGAUCGUCGAAGUCGUGGAUGCUCGCAGUCUCUUGCCCAAAGACAAACAUGGAACCUCGAGUCCUUACGCGGUGGUCAGCUACUAUGGCCAGCGGAAGCAAACAGCGACCGCGGUCCGGGACUUGAACCCGACAUGGAAUGAGGUUCUUGAAUUCAAUGUUGGGCCGCCGUCGAGCGUGUUUGGGGAUGUUUUGGAGCUUGAUGUGAUCCAUGAUCGGAGCUACGGACCGACGCUUAGGAGCUACUUUAUGGGGCGGAUUAGGCUGAGUUCCAUGCAAUUUGUGAAGAAAGGGGAGGAAGCUUUGAUUUAUUUUCAUUUGGAGAAAAAAAGCCUCUUUAGUUGGGUUCAAGGAGAGAUUGGUUUGAGGAUUUAUUACUCAGAUGGGAUUGCGCAGCCGCCUUCUCCUCCGCCGCCGCCGGUUGAGGAAGGCGGCGCUGUUAAUUCUGUCGAGGAGUCACUACCGGCGAUAAGAUCAGAGGCAGAGUCAAACCAAUCCCCUGCUUUGAAACAACAAGAUGGCGGGGAACCCAUCGGCGAAACUCCGACCAGUAAUGGCAGAGAAGCUUCAGCAGCAGAAAUUCCGGCCAUUGAUGCCACUGCAGCUUCGGUAGCUGAAACUCCGGCCGUUGAUGAGACUGCAGCAGAAGAAAUUCCGGCCAGUAAUGGCAGAGAAGAUUCGGCAGCAGAAACUCCGACCGGUGAUGGCAUUGCAGCUUCUGUAGCUGAAAGUCCGGCCGGUGAUGGUACUGCAGCUUUGGCAGCUGAAACUCCGGCCGGUGAUGGUACUGCAGCUUCGGCAGCAGAAACUCCGGCCGGUGAUGAUGCUGCAGCUUUGGCAGCUGAAUCUCCGACCGUUGAGAGUACUACUCCGGUAGAAACUGCAGCUUCUGCUGCUAAAACGCCGCCGUUUGAAUCCCACCCACCACCGCCGGUAAAGUCACCGGGAGAUGAUCAAAUUCAAACGAUACCACCGGCGUUUGCGCCAAAGCCAAUCAAAAGACCGGCGGCAGUAUCAAGUUACACACUGAAGUCAGAAGAAGGUCAAACAAUCGAACGGUCCACAUUCGAUCUCGUUGAGAAGAUGUACUACCUCUUUGUGCGAGUAGUAAAAGCACGCGCACUUGCCACUAGCAACCGUCCGAUCGUUAAAAUCGAAGCAUUCGGUGAACGCAUCACAUCAGAGCCAGCCAAAAAUAGCCACGUGUUCGAGUGGGAUCAGACUUUUGCAUUUAGCCGCAAAGCAGCAGAUUCCGCCUCCAUAAUGGAAAUUUCUGUCUGGGACACAGAAAACGGUGUCGUAUCAUCACCAUCCGACGUGGACAAAGGCAAUUUCUUAGGUGGCUUGUGUUUCGAGGUGUCAGAUAUUCUCCUGCGGGACCAACCCCACAUUCCCCUGGCCCCACAAUGGUACAGAUUAGAAACGGAAAUAAACGACGUCGCUUUUGGCGGGUAUUUAAUGUUGGCCACGUGGAUAGGUACGCAAGCGGAUGACGCGUUUAACGAGGCAGUGAAGACAGACGCCGCUGGGAAGUUCAACUCUAGAGCAAAAAUUUACCAAUCGCCGAAGCUUUGGUAUCUACGCGCCACCGUCAUCGAAGCCCAAGACGUCGUUCCGAUCACCGCCGUGAAAGAAGCUUCGUUUCAAGUCAGAGCCCAACUGGGUUUUCAAGUUUCGGUAACCAGACCCGCCGUGACUCAAAACGGAGCUCCGUCGUGGAACGAGGAUUUACUCUUUGUCGCCGCCGAGCCGAUGACCGACCACUUGGUCUUCACCCUUGAGAGUCGCCGUAGCUCGAAAUAUCCAGCUGCCGUGGGGUUCGUUAGAAUCCCACUCACCGAAAUCGAGCGGCGCGUGGAUGAUCGGAUAGUGACGGCGCGGUGGUGCACACUUGCUGGUCUGGUGGAAGAGAAGGAAUCGUCGUACAAGGGAAGGAUUCAUCUGAGGUUAUGUUUUGACGGUGGGUAUCACGUGAUGGAUGAGGCGGCGCACGUGAGCAGUGACUAUCGCCCGACAGCUAGGCAGCUGUGGAAGCCGUCGGUGGGUUUGAUCGAGAUCGGUGUGAUUGGGUGUAAGAAUUUGGUCCCGAUGAAGUCGACGGCGGCUGGAAAAGGCUCCACCGACGCGUACUGUGUAGCCAAGUACGGAUCGAAGUGGGUCCGAACCCGGACGGUUUGCAACAGUUUUGACCCGAAAUGGAACGAGCAGUACACGUGGCAGGUUUACGACCCAUGUACGGUUUUGACCAUCGGAGUUUUCGACAGCACAGAGGAACCCAAAACCGACGGUUCAACCGAACCGGAUCGGCCCGAUUCACUAAUCGGCCAAGUCCGAAUCCGAAUCUCUACACUGAAAACCGGAAAGGUGUACAGAAAUUUCUACCCUCUCUUACUUCUCUCCGCCGCCGGCUCCAAGAAAAUGGGCGAACUGGAAAUCGCCGUUAGAUUUGUCCGAACGGCGCCGCAGUUCGAUUUCAUCCACGUGUAUUCGCAGCCACUGCUGCCGUUGAUGCACCACGUGAAGCCCCUCGGAAUCCGGCAACAGGAACAGCUCCGGAUCGCGGCGGUGGAGACGGUUGUCGGCCAUCUCUCGAGAUCGGAGCCGCCACUCCGGCGAGAGAUCAUUCUAUUCAUGCUCGACCCCGAAUCGCACGGCUUUAGCAUGCGGAAAGUCCGAGCAAAUUGGUACAGAAUCAUCAACGUAGCCAACACGGUGAUCGCCGCCGUGAAAUGGGUCGACGACACCCGAUCGUGGCAGAAUCCGGCUUCCACGAUUCUCGUCCACGUGCUUCUGAUGAUUCUAAUCUGGUUUCCCGAUCUCAUCAUUCCGACAGUUUCAUUCUACGCGUUCUUCACUAGCGCGUGGAACUACAAAUUCCGGUCACGGGAUCUUUUCCCGCAUUUUGAUUCGAAGCUAUCGAUGGCCGACACCGUCGAAAUGGACGAACUGGAUGAGGAGUUCGACGGCAUGCCGAGCACGAGGUUGCCGGAAGUUGUACGGAAGAGGUAUGAUAAGUUGAGAGCAAUUGGGGCGCGUGUGCAGCACUUAUUGGGGGAUUUGGCGACUCAAGCCGAGCGCGUGCAGGCAUUGGUGACAUGGCAAGAUCCACGCGCCACCGGGAUUUUCACAGCAAUAUGCUUUGCAGUGGCGGUGGUCCUGUAUGUGGUGCCAUUGAGAAUGGUGGCGGUGGCGUGUGGGUUUUAUUACCUCCGGCACCCAGUUUUUCGAGUCCGGUUGCCGUCUUCGGCUGUCAACUUCUUUAAAAGGAUUCCGUGUUUAUCGGACCGAUUAAUGUAGGCUGUGGGAUUUGGAGUAUUGAAAUUAAUAGUUAAUAUUAUUAAAUAUAA
Messenger RNA from Cucurbita maxima (winter squash), 3537 nucleotides. Its product is annotated as protein QUIRKY. The transcript has 3 exons. NCBI's taxonomy places the organism in Eukaryota, Viridiplantae, Streptophyta, Magnoliopsida, Cucurbitales, Cucurbitaceae. The record is from RefSeq and is a predicted model, not a curated record. The coding region runs from base 167 to 3487 and encodes 1106 amino acids.